Molecule: messenger RNA, 2638 nt
Organism: Entamoeba invadens IP1
Lineage: Eukaryota; Evosea; Mastigamoebida; Endamoebidae
Exons: 1
Source: RefSeq, a predicted model, not a curated record
AUGGCGACCCAACAACUCAAGAAACCCACGCCGCCAGACGAUUUUGGGCACCGUGCAAUAGAUAUAGUAAAGAACUUAGACAGUCCCCGUGUUGAUCUGAACAUUCAAGCUCUUUUAAAAUUUGAAGAAGAGUGUGUGGAAUAUGAUUCGACUGGUCUUAAAGAAUCUUUUAUUUCCUUUUUUAAAAGUUCUGAACCCUUUCAAAACUCCCACAAAAUAAUGAGUAAACGGGAGUACACUCAAUUUAUGAAAAUUUAUUCCCCCAAAAUCGUUCAAUUAGUUUUAAAGUGUCCUCACGAAGAGUUAUUACGUCACUCCUUACCAGUGAUUUUUCGAAUCUUCAUAUUCGGCUCCCUCCCUCCCAACUUUGGAAUAACUUUAUACAACACCGCGUCCCGAAUGUCUGGCGCCAUAGUCCUCCGUGCUCAAGACAUACUUGUCAAGAUCUAUUCUUCCUUAUCUGCGACGGAGAAGAACAAACUUCUCAGCACGUCUUUAGAGAGUGCAAAGAACAUGAACUGGUAUGCCACGUCCCUCCUCUGUAAAUUACUGAAGUCCACAUUUCUCCCGUCACAGUAUGUCGUCCCCUCCCUUGGCUUAGCGGUGGAGGAGAUUUCCAACUUGCACGACGUUCUCAUAGAAAUUGCGCACCAGAAAACGAACGCGCAAGCCCUCCGGAAGAUCUUAGUGGCACACUAUAAGAACAAUUGUGGAGAUGAACGCAUUAAAGUGGUCUUCGAUGUCCUUUCGGCGACUUCGCCGCUCGAAGAGGAGAGCGAGGAAGUGUCGCUGAUGAUCCAAAAAGCCGUUCUAAGCGACGUCCCACACUUGGAGGAAAGUCUUGUGAAAUUGGGGAAAACCGAUGAAAACGUCUUUGGAGCGUGUCUGCUGGGGUUCCUCAAAAUUUCGGGAUUUUUGGAGGUCACAAAAUGGACGAAUAAUAUUUGGACGUUGAAACGGGCACAACAGGCGAUGAGGAUAGCGGAGGAAUACGAGAAUUUGCCUGCAAAUGCGUGCCGGUUUGUGAUUGAUUUAUUUCUGGAAUAUAACGCGCUGUCUAAAGCACUUGUUUUGGAUAAAGAAAAGGGAAUUGUGUCGUUUAAAUUUGAGGGGUUAUAUGGCGUUAAAAUGCUCUUUGAUAUCGGGAUGAAGAGCGACGACUAUUUAAUAGGAAAUGUGCUCAGUCAACUGUUUGAAGGGAAAGAAGAUUUGUUUGUUGAAUUUGCGGUAGAGGCGUUUGAAAAGAAUCCGAGCCAAAUUGGGGCCCAAAUGGCGGGAAAUGUGCUGCGGAGAUUUAGUGCAACAAAAGUCAUUUCCAAACAAAUAACGCCUGAAAGAAAGUUCAUUCGAAUCAACCGAAAAGUCAGAGAAGGCGAAGAACAAAGAGAAGCUACCAUUCAAACAAAAUUCUUUUCUGGACUUGUUGGGAUGACUAAAUUUGAGAAGAAUUUAAUUGAAGAGACACAGAAAGACAUCCACAAGAAUUUUGUGAGUGUCGAUUCAUGUUAUAAUAUGAGUGGGAAAGUCUAUGACGCAAACACAGUACUAACAACAAUAGUUACUGAUACUAUAAAUGAUCUAUUACAUGACGACUAUGCGAGUGAUACUAUAGGUAAAGCAAUAGAACUUAUAAAUAGUAAUAAUUAUGAGGUGAAAGUAUUUAUAAACGCCGAUUUGGUGAAUAUUAAUAAGACCCUUGGCAAUGUCUCAAAAAAUGAUGGCGAUUUAGUGACUAUACAAAUAACUCCGGGGAAAGUGAAUACUCCACAAGAGAAAGAGAAGGGCACACUCAACAAUGAAAGUAAAGAAAAGACGCCACGUGGAGUAAAGACGCCAAGAAGUGUUGAGAACGGUGACGUGUCAAAAGUGAUCUACGAAGAGCCCCAACUCAAAAAGAUCCCCGAAAAUGUUUUACAAAAUGUUAUUCGAUUUCUUGGGAAUUCCACCCUUCGCCAAAACGCGAUUUUAUUCAUCAAAAACGUCGACAAAUUUGUCGAGUGGGAGGGCGACGCGCUCAGACUUUCCGUUACAAAAGGUGGGAAACAGGCGCUUGGGAUUGCGCGACUUGAAAGUUUGCCGAGUCAAAUGACGACGUCGCAAUUUUCCGAGGUACUCAAAACGUUCAAGGAGUUACUUUUAGAGGAGAGCGAGUUAGUCAAUUUGGCGGCUUCAGUUUUACUCAAAAAUGAAGAGAAAGUCGACAAAACGGUGUUUUUAAUGGAAAAUACCAAAGUAGUUGAAUGCGCACUACAAAAUUGUAAUAAAAUGAAAGAAAAGGCGGUGAAGUGUGAGAAUGAAAAAGACUCAAAUCAAGUAAAGGAACACAUUGGAAUUGAAAACAGUCGACAAGUGUUAACGAAAGAAACUAUUACAGUGUGUGUAAUCAUUCUAUUGAACAACCACAAGAUCAUUCCGUGGGACGUAGACGUCUACAUCACUCCAGUAGUCCGAGCACUUAAAACUGGAUUGAACCAAAACUUGUUUGAGUCUGUAUUUCCGAUGUUGGAGAACCCCCCAAAACUCGUCGAACAGUGCAGUCGAGUCAUCAUCGAAUACGCAGACGAUAAAUGCGAGAGCUCCCACCCGUUCAUUCAAAAUCUGUUACAAAACAUCUUGACGUAUUCGAGUGGAAUGUCUC